AUGGAGUCUUCUGGACUUCUGAGCAUCCUCCUGCUACUCAUCCUCAUUGUGAAUAUCCAGGGACCUCGCCUAAGUGAUUGGCUCUUUCCCAGGAAAUGCCCCAGAGUCAGAGAACGCUGUGAAUUCAAGGAAAGGGACCUGUGUACGAAGGACAGACAGUGCCGGGACAAGGAGAAGUGUUGCAACUUCAGCUGUGGAAAAAAAUGUUUAGACCUCCAACAAGAUAUAUGCAAGCUACCAAAAGAAACUGGUCCCUGCAUGGCUUUUUUUCGUCGUUGGUGGUAUAGCAAGGAAAACAAUACUUGCUACACCUUCAUCUAUGGUGGCUGCCAGGGAAACAAUAACAACUUCCAAACCAAAACCAUCUGCCAGAAUGCCUGCCGAAAAAGACCAUGUCCUUCACCCAGGAGCCUUAGGGUGGCAUGUGAAGUCAAAGAAAGGAACCAAUGUAUGAGGCACAGACAUUGCUCAUAUCACAUGAAGUGUUACCUGUUCAGCUGUGGAAAGAGAUGCUUAGACCUCAGGAAAGGAACCUCACCGAUCCCUCAACCACCUGACGCUCUCUGCUCCUUCCUCCUGCACUGA
This is a messenger RNA of Castor canadensis (American beaver), 585 nucleotides long. RefSeq names its product eppin. The record is from RefSeq and is a predicted model, not a curated record. Gene Ontology annotation, molecular function: serine-type endopeptidase inhibitor activity. Gene Ontology annotation, biological process: negative regulation of peptidase activity. Gene Ontology annotation, cellular component: extracellular region. Lineage: Eukaryota; Metazoa; Chordata; Mammalia; Rodentia; Castoridae.